AUGAGCAGCUCCGACCUCGACCUCGACGCGCCCACCGAGUCGACCUACGUCUCGGACAAGCACCGCAAGCAGCAGCAGCGCCGCGACGCCCUCGCCCGCCUCAAGCACCGCGACCGCUCCUCGACGCGUCCAACUCCUCGCUUCCUCGGCGCCCAGAACAACAACGACGACGACGACAACGACGAGCAAGAGCUCGACUCGACCCAGGACGUCGACUUUGAGCAGUGGGAGCGCCGGGACCUCGAGCGCCGCAGGGAGCGCACAAAGGCCGACGCCCCACCACGACCCGCCCGCGAGUCGGACCCGGCCCUCUCGCGCGCGUUCGACGACCUGUUCGACCUCGACACCCCGGGCACGGGCGAGCCCGCCGCCACCGCGCUCGACGUCGACGGCACGGCGGUCGACGUCGACGGGCUCGACGCCGAGGGCGCGCCGGCAAAGAAGCGCCGCGUCGUCGCCAAGAUGGACGAGGUGCGCCUCCUCGGCCCGAGUGGGUUCCCGCGGCUGCGCGACGACCUCAAAAAGGUCCGCAUCAAGGGCAAGGGCCACGAGCUGCAGGACCUCAAGCGCGUCCUGAGCACGUACCAGCUGUGGGCGCACCAGAUGUACCCAAAGACCAACUUUCGCGACACUUUGACGACGAUCGAGAAGCUGUGCCACAAGCGCACCGUCCAGCGCGCCCUCAAGGAGUACCGCGACGACGAGAAGCACGGCCGGUCCAACGCCGACGCCGAGCGCGAGCGCGACGCGUUCGCCGACCUCGACCUCCCGUCGACCGGCACCGGCGCCGGCGCUGGGCGGGCAGCACCGGCGACGAUGCCGGGCAGCAGGGACCUGCUCGCCGCUGCCGGGUUCGACGACGACGCCGACGACUUUUCCGGCGGUGCGGGAGAGGGAGGAGGGGAGGAGGAGGAGGACGACUUUCUCGCCGACGAGGAGGCGCUGCUCGCUGAGCUCGAGGCCGAGGCGACGGCUACGGCGGCAGCGGCGGGCAGGACAGGAGCGGCGACAGGAGCGGGAGUCGGAGCGAGCGCGGCAGGUGCGAGCAGGGAGCGGGUGCGGCUCGUCGAGGAGGAGGGCUUUGACGCCGAGGAGGAGGUCGACGAGGACGCAGAGGCCGAGGCGGCGAUGCGCGAGGCGGAGGAGGCGCUCAUGAUGUAG
Messenger RNA from Rhodotorula graminis WP1, 1161 nucleotides. RefSeq lists its product as uncharacterized. Gene Ontology annotation, biological process: DNA replication checkpoint signaling; DNA damage response; replication fork processing. NCBI's taxonomy places the organism in Eukaryota, Fungi, Basidiomycota, Microbotryomycetes, Sporidiobolales, Sporidiobolaceae. The coding region runs from base 1 to 1161 and encodes 386 amino acids. Gene Ontology annotation, molecular function: DNA binding. Gene Ontology annotation, cellular component: nucleus; replication fork protection complex. The transcript is spliced from 3 exons. The record is from RefSeq and is a predicted model, not a curated record.